Molecule: messenger RNA, 1245 nt
Organism: Hypanus sabinus (Atlantic stingray)
Lineage: Eukaryota; Metazoa; Chordata; Chondrichthyes; Myliobatiformes; Dasyatidae
Gene: mak16
Product: MAK16 homolog (S. cerevisiae)
Exons: 10
Coding region: 124-1005 (293 amino acids)
Biological process (GO): maturation of 5.8S rRNA; maturation of LSU-rRNA
Cellular component (GO): nucleolus; preribosome, large subunit precursor
Source: RefSeq, a predicted model, not a curated record
GCGGCAUUACGUAAGGGUGACGUAUCGGCGGCGCCCGGCUCUCGCGAGGGUCCGAGCGUGCCGAAGAUGGCAGCCGUCUGAGACAACGUGUGUGAGCGCCUCCGGGCCCGGUAACGAGACACGAUGCAGCACGACGAUGUGAUCUGGGAUCUUAUUGGAAACAGACAGUUUUGUUCCUACAAAGUCAGAGCCAAAACUCAGAGUUUCUGUCGCAAUGAGUACAAUAUCACGGGUCUGUGUAAUCGUUCAUCCUGCCCACUCGCCAAUAGUCAGUAUGCAACUAUCAAGGAAGAGAAAGGUCAAUGUUUUCUGUACAUGAAGGCAAUAGAGCGAGCAGCCUUUCCAGCUCGGAUGUGGGAGCGGGUAAAGCUGAGUAAAAAUUAUGAGAAAGCUCUGGAGCAGAUCGAUGAGCACCUCAUCUAUUGGCCCCGCUUCAUCAGGCACAAGUGCAAGCAGCGUUUCACCAAGAUCACCCAAUACUUGAUCCGCAUCCGUAAACUGACUCUCAAGAGGCAGAGGAAGUUGGUACCUUUAAGCAAGAAAGUUGAACGCCGAGAGAAGCGAAGAGAGGAAAAGGCUCUGAUUGCAGCUCAACUAGAUAAUGCCAUUGAGAAGGAAUUACUGGAGCGACUGAAGCAGGGGACGUAUGAAGACAUCUACAAUUUUCCUGUUCAUGCUUUUGAUAAAGCAUUGGAGAAACAAGAUGCAGAGAGUGAGUCUGAUUCUUCGGAGGAAGAUGAUGAAGAUGUUGGCCAGGUGGAAUAUGUGGAGGAUGACCAACUGGACGAGAGUGACCUGAGUGACUUUGAGGCCAUGGACAAACUAGAGGACAGCGAAGAUGAGGAGGGAUCAGAGCAAUCCAGCGAUGAGCAGGAAAUGGAGGUAGAAGCCUCCAAAUUGAAGGGCAAGACUCCGGUGAAAGGGCCUAUCCGAAAAAAGCGGCCAUAUGUAGAAAUUGAGUAUGAGCAGGAGACAGAACCAGCGGUCAAAGCCAUGAGUACGUGACCACCUCAUCAGAAGCACCGGUCUUGCUUCUAGUGAAAUGCGGACACUAAGUACAAUGUACAGAUAUUUUAAGCAAAGUAUACGGAAUGGCCUCCUCAUUACUGCAGCAUUAUUGCUGCUUCAACAGGCCUUGGCUAAGGAAAGCUGGAACUAUUUUGUCUCCUUGCAAUGUGACUCAGAUUGGUUUUUGUUUUGACAUUUGUAUAAAAUUAUGAAUAAAAAUGCGAGUGAAUUACCUAA